AUGUUGAAUUUAACUUCCCUUGAUGGUAUUGGAGGGCUACAUCUUUCACUUAAGUAUGCUAUUGAGAAACUGGUAGAACACGGGCAAGCUAUAGAUAUUAAAGUAAUAAAAGCUUUUGAACUAAAUGAAAAUUGCAACAACAUAUAUAAAAGACACUUUAAAGAUACCCAAGUAUGCACAAAAAGUAUUGAAUCAUUAAACAUUGAUGAUAUUCCAAAAGCUAAUAUAUGGCUUUUAGGUCCUUGUCAACCAUUUACUAGGGGAGGAGCUAAAAGAGAUUCCGACGAUAAUAGGUGUAAACCACUUCUUAAAAUAAUAGACUUAAUGUACAAAAUUGACGUGUCUAAUAUGCCAAGUAUUUGGUUUAUUGAAAAUGUAGUAAAUUUUGAACAGUCUAGAACUCAUAAAUUUAUGAUUGAUAUGUUUAAUGAUCUCGACUAUACAUAUAUCCAAUUCCUAUUAUCUCCAACAUUGUUGAAUAUACCAAAUACAAGAGUUAGAUAUUAUUGUAUGGCAUUCAGAUGUUCAAACUUAGUACUAUCAUGCAAAUAUUCAAUCUUAUCAAGGUAUGAAAACUUUAUUGCCAGCAACAUAUUAAGAAAUAAUUGUAAAGGCACAAAAAAGUUAGAAUAUAAACUAAUAAUAAAUGAUCCUCAAAAUAAAUCUACUUAUGAUGAAUUAUUAUGCCAUCUCCCAUAUUCAUCAAAAUUCUGUUACAAACUAUUACACAGUCAUCCAAAAAAAAUAGGUGAUAUUAUUUAUACAGCUAAAAGUUCACUAUUUUCUGAAGUAGCGAAUAAAGUUAUUGAGAGAAAUAAUUCUUUUAGAUUUGAUAUAGUUAAUGAAUUAUCAAUCGUUUCAACAACAAUAACGAGAAGUUAUAUUGAAAGUGCUGGGCGAGGUGAACCUUUAUUUAUGAAAAGUUCUAAUGUAGAUAAUACAAAGUAUAUUAAUGAAUAUUUAUCUUGUGAUGAACCAUCAUCAGUAUAUAAACAAAUCUUUGAUACAAGUAAAUUGUGUCCUAGCAGGUUUCAAUGUAUUAAUGAGAUUGACUUAUCAAAAUGCAAUAUUCGAUUUUUGCAACCAUCUGAGAUUUUGUCUUUGAUGGGAUUCCCAUCAAAUUGGUUAUCAGCAAUAUAUAAAUAUGAUUCUUUAGAAUUUUUAAAACAGCAAUACUCAUUAAUUGGGAACAGUAUAUCAAUUCACAUUGUUUCUAUUUUGAUGUAUUAUAUGAUUGAUUUAGCUUGUGCAAAUAAAGUAUUACUUUGA
This is a messenger RNA of Cryptosporidium muris RN66, 1269 nucleotides long. Its product is annotated as DNA (cytosine-5)-methyltransferase domain-containing protein. The transcript is spliced from 3 exons. Gene Ontology annotation, molecular function: methyltransferase activity. The record is from RefSeq and is a predicted model, not a curated record. Bases 1 to 1269 code for a protein of 422 amino acids. NCBI's taxonomy places the organism in Eukaryota, Apicomplexa, Conoidasida, Eucoccidiorida, Cryptosporidiidae.